Capsicum annuum is the source of this 2202-nucleotide messenger RNA. RefSeq names its product protein spinster homolog 3. Gene Ontology annotation, biological process: transmembrane transport. Gene Ontology annotation, cellular component: membrane. The coding region runs from base 209 to 1762 and encodes 517 amino acids. The transcript is spliced from 3 exons. Gene Ontology annotation, molecular function: transmembrane transporter activity. The record is from RefSeq and is a predicted model, not a curated record. Lineage: Eukaryota; Viridiplantae; Streptophyta; Magnoliopsida; Solanales; Solanaceae.
AGAAAGUAGUAUAAUUCAAAAUAAAUCAUCCUACAAUUUUAUACCCAUGUUAAACUCAUUCCAAAAUAAUUGUGAAAUUAAUCAUCCCUCCUGGUCCUGCUAAAGAAACCUUUAUUAUAAAUUUAUUAGAGUGUCUGUAUGAUGUAUACAUGUCUUUCCUCCCCCUAGCCUAAAUUCCAUCAGUUUUUCAAUUGGGUUUGUUGUAAAAAUGAAGGCAGAAACAGUGACACUGGUGUUGGUGAAUUUAGCAGGAAUAAUGGAAAGGGCAGAUGAAUCAUUGUUACCUGGUGUUUAUAAAGAAGUUGGUCAAGCACUCCAUGCUGAUCCAACCAGAUUGGGCUCACUCACCCUUUUCCGUUCUAUAGUUCAGUCCUUGUGCUACCCUCUUGCUGCUUAUCUAGCUGCUCGUCAUAAUCGGGCACAUGUAAUUGCUUAUGGUGCUUUUCUUUGGUCUGCUGCUACUUUCCUUGUUGCUUUCUCCUCCACCUUCUCUCAGGUGGCAGUGUCGAGAGCUUUAAAUGGGAUAGGCCUUGCCAUAGUUGCACCUGCUAUUCAAUCUCUUGUAGCUGAUUCUACUGAUGAUGACAAACGUGGGAUGGCAUUUGGAUGGCUACAGCUUACUAGCAAUAUUGGUUCGAUAAUUGGUGGAUUGUUUUCCUUAAUGAUAGCGCCCAUUACUUUUUUGGGAAUUCCUGGCUGGAGACUUGCAUUUCAUCUUGUUGGGAUCGUCAGCGUUAUCAUUGGUAUUUUGGUUCGCUUAUUUGCAAAUGACCCUCACUUCCCAGAUGGCAGUCUAAAAGCUACUAAUGAAGGUCCUGAUAAAUCCUUUAAGUCGGAAGUGCUAGGUCUCGUUCAAGAAGCAAAAUCGGUCGUAAAGAUUCGGUCCUUCCAGAUUAUUGUAGCUCAGGGUGUUACGGGUUCUUUUCCUUGGUCAGCUUUGGCCUUUGCGCCAAUGUGGUUAGAGCUUACUGGACUUUCCCAUGAGAAGACUGCUGUCCUAAUUGGCUUGUUUGUGGUAGGCGGUUCAGUUGGCGGACUCUUUGGAGGCAGGAUGGGAGACAUGCUAUCCCAGCAUCUACCAAAUUGUGGCAGGAUAAUUCUGGCUCAAAUAAGCUCAGCAUCAGCAAUCCCCCUAUCAGCUAUUCUUCUGCUGGCUUUGCCUGACAAUCCUUCUGCGGCCUUCAUGCAUGGUCUGGUCCUGUUUAUUACAGGCUUCUGCAUAUCUUGGAAUGCUCCAGCUACAAACAAUCCAAUUUUUGCAGAGAUUGUGCCUGAGAAGUCAAGAACCAGCAUAUAUGCUCUGGACCGAUCAUUUGAAUCUGUAUUGUCAUCUUUUGCUCCCCCUGUUGUUGGGCUACUAGCUCAGAAUGUCUAUGGUUACAAACCAGUUCCUGAAGGUGCUGAAAGUAUUGCUACAGACAGAGAAAAUGCUAAAGCUUUGGCACAAGCGCUGUUCACUUCCAUAGGAACUCCAAUGGCACUAUGUUGUGUUAUUUACUCUUUCCUCUAUUGCACCUAUCCAAGAGAUAAGGAGCGGGCUCAAAUGGAGGCACUGAUAGAAUCAGAGAUGCAAAUCAUUGGCUUGGAUAAUUCUCCGACGACUCAACAAUUUUCACAAGUCAAGUCAUCUGAAUUCCAAGAGCACCUUGAAGACAGAAUCAUUGUUGAAAUGGAUUAUGGGGAAGAUGGACUUGAUUUUGACGACGAUGAUGAAAAGACACUCGUCAACCAUCGCCCAACAUUUUCUCAGCUGGAUCUAUAGUAGUCAUAAUAUCAAGAAAGACUUCUAUUUACCUGGAUGAUCAAAUGACUACACAUCUAACUCAAAACAUAUAUCAGUCGAUCAAUAGUUUAUGGAGUGAUUUAGAUUUUUGACCAUCAUAGAAAGCUAUGAUGAGGAUCAACAGUUGUAUAGCACCUUAGAUUUUGUUUUUGGAAAAAGCCUCCGAAGUGCAGGGUAACCCUUCUGGUCUGAUCUUCCCGUACCCCGCGUAUAGUGGGAGCUUAGUGCAUCGGGCUGCUCUCUUUUGUAUUGUUUUGUGCAUUAGUAUAUUUUCUUGAGAAUAGAAGUCUCAAGAUUAGUUUAACAUAGAUCACCUCUCAGAUGACACACUGUACAGGGGGACUUGUAUUAUUUCCUCUUGUAACUCUGUAGAUCAAUAUGUUCUUAUCUAAAUAUUGUGUGAAAUCAUUGGUUGUAGA